Globicephala melas (long-finned pilot whale) is the source of this 5758-nucleotide messenger RNA. It is a transcript of the gene COL16A1, whose product is annotated as collagen type XVI alpha 1 chain. Lineage: Eukaryota; Metazoa; Chordata; Mammalia; Artiodactyla; Delphinidae. The record is from RefSeq and is a predicted model, not a curated record. Gene Ontology annotation, molecular function: extracellular matrix structural constituent conferring tensile strength. Gene Ontology annotation, biological process: extracellular matrix organization.
GACUAACUGGGAACGUUAGGCUCAGAAACUGGAAAAAGCUGACCAAGGAGGCUUGGGUAGCAGCCACGUCACGGGUGCUGCGGAGCUGGGGAGGAGGGUCUCCAUCCUCCCCUCCCCCCAGCCCCGCCACCCUUCUGGAGGCCCAACGAGGGAAGGGGAAGGGGGUGGCACAGGGGAGGCCCUUCAAGCUCCAGUCCUGGCUCUUAAAGGGCCGGACUCCCCGCCCACCCGCCUGCCGCCAGAGCCCCUUGCAGGGCAACUCCAGGCACGCAGGGUCCUGCCUUGCUCGCUCGCUUACCUGGCGGGGCAAGUGGGAGGGAUGGGCUUGGGAGCGCCGCCAGGCCAGGAGUGGGCCUUGCGUCCUGCCGCCUCUGCCACCGCUGGAGACCCCUCCCGGUCCUCCCUCCCUCCUCCUGCCUGGCGGGCGGGUCCAGCUGUGUUCCAUUAGCGGCCCUGGCAAGUCCCCAGCCCCCUGGUGCCUCCCCCUCUUCCCCCACCCGGAGUGGCCGGCAGUCCCCGGCAGGCGAGCGGGCAUGCGAGCGGGGCAGCAUUCAGCCCCAAAAGCUCAGGACAGGGGAAACUGGGGACCCGAGGCCGGCCAGAAGUAAUCGAGGAGCUUCCAGCGGGUCUGAAGAACCCAGGCCCUGCUUCCCGCGGUUGGCUGCGUCGGGCUGCCUGGAUUACACAGUGAGGUGGCGGGGAUCCCCAGCCACGGUGCUGUGGCUGCGGCCGACUUCUCUGGACCAGGAUGUGGGCAUCUUGGGCUCCUGGCUUGUGGCUGCUCAGUCUCUGUGUUAUCUGCAGCCACGAGGCAGAUACAGGGGAGCGGUGCCCACCUUCACAGCAAGAAGGACUCAAGUUGGAACCCAGAAGCGACUUAUCGACCAACGUGACUGGCUUCAAUCUCAUCCGCCGACUCCGCCUCAUGAAGAUAUCUGCCGUUAAGAAGAUCCGAAACCCCAAGGGACCUCUCAUCCUGCGACUGGGAGCGGUCUCAGUCACCCAGCCCGUGCGACGUGUAUUCCCUCGGGGCCUCCCCAGUGAGUUUGCCCUGGUGCUGACACUACUGCUGAAGAAACACACCCACCAGAAUACGUGGUAUUUGUUUCAAGUGACCGAUGGAAAUGGGUACCCGCAGAUUUCCCUGGAAGUCAACAGCCAAGAGCGGAGCCUGGAGUUCCGGGCCCGGGGCCAAGAUGGCGACUUCGUGUCCUGCAUCUUCUCAGUGCCCCAGCUCUUUGACCUGCGUUGGCACAAGCUGGUGCUGAGCGUGGCUGAACGCGUAGCCUCUGUGCAUGUGGACUGCACAUCAGUCUCCUCCCGGCCUCUGGGGCCCUGGCGACCCAUGCAGCCUGUGGGCCAUGUUUUUCUGGGCUUAGAUGCUGAGCAGGGCAAACCUGUCUCGUUUGACCUUCAGCAGGCACACAUCUACUGUGACUCGGAUCUUGUGCUGGAGGAGGGCUGCUGUGAGAUUUUGCCGGGAGGGUGUCCCCCAGAGACCUCCAAGGCCCGCCGGGACACCCAGAGCAAUGAGCUCAUCGAGAUCAAUCCACAGACUGAGGGCAAGGUCUACACCCGCUGCUUCUGCCUGGAGGAGCCGCAAAACAGCAAGGUGGACGCCCAGCUGACGGGAAGAAUCAGCCAGGAGGCAGAGAGAGAAACAAAGGUCCACCAGGAGACAGCAGUGGAUGAGUGCCCACCCUGUGUCCAUGGUGCCCGGGAGAGCAACGUCACAAUUGGUCCCUCUGGCCCCCAGAGAGAGAAAGGUGAGCAGGGCCUGCCUGGUCCAUCAGGACCCAAGGGAGAGAAGGGAGCCCGGGGCAAUGACUGUGUUCGAAUCUCCCCGGACGCCCCGCUUCAGUGUGCAGAAGGCCGAAAGGGAGAGAAGGGGGAGUCGGGAGCCUUGGGACCCUCAGGACUCCCCGGCUCCACAGGCCAGAAGGGCCAGAAAGGCGACAAGGGAGACGGAGGCAUCAAGGGCUCGCCAGGAAAGCCAGGCCGAGAUGGCCGGCCAGGAGAGAUCUGUGUCAUGGGGCCCAAAGGGCAGAAGGGAGACCCUGGCUUUGUUGGGCCUGAGGGGCUGGCGGGAGAGCCUGGGCCCCCUGGCCUCCCUGGGCCCGCUGGGAUAGGACUUCCUGGGACCCCGGGGGACCCAGGUGGCCCUCCAGGCCCCAAGGGAGACAAGGGCAGCUCCGGAGUGCCGGGAAAGGAAGGUCCUGGUGGGAAACCUGGGAAGCCAGGGGUUCCAGGGCUGAAGGGAGAGAAGGGUGACCCCUGCGAAGUGUGCCCAGCGCUGCCUGAAGGGUUCCAGAACUUUGUGGGGCUCCCUGGAAAGCCAGGGCCCAAGGGAGAACCGGGUGUUCCUGCACCAGCCAGGCAGGGCCUGGGAGCUGGUGGACAAAAGGGUGAUCGGGGUGACCCUGGCAUCCAAGGCCUCAAAGGAGAAAAGGGGGAGUCCUGCUUGUCCUGUAGCUCAGCCGUAGCAGCCCAACAUUUUGGGCCCUCUGUAGGGCCCAAAGGAGAUGUGGGCCCUCCUGGCCUCGGUCUGCCUGGCCUUCCGGGGAAAGUUGGGGCUCCAGGGCCAACAGGGCUGAAAGGAGAGAAGGGUAAUUUCGGGGAGGCAGGGCCAGCUGGCGGUCUGGGGCCUCCAGGGCCAGUGGGACCCACAGGCGUCAAGGGGGAGAAGGGGGAGCCCUGUGAGUCAUGCAGCGCCCUGUCCAAGCACCAGGAAGGGGACAGCCACGUGCUGGCCUUGCCUGGGCCUCCCGGAAAGAAGGGGGAGCCUGGGCAUCCAGGCUUUGGCCUGCCAGGAAAACAGGGCAAAGCUGGAGAGCAUGGAUUGAAGGGACAGAAGGGCGAUGCUGGGAAUCCUGGAGAUCCUGGAACACCGGGCACCAUGGGGCGGCCGGGACUGUCGGGAGAGCCUGGGGUUCGGGGCCCUUCAGGGCCAAAAGGAGAAAAGGGUGAUGGCUGCACUGCCUGCCCCAGCCUGCAGGGGGCGUUGACCGACAGGGCAGGACCACCUGGGAAGCCAGGCCUGAAGGGAGAUCCGGGGCCGGAAGGCGUGGGCCGGCCUGGUAAACCGGGCCAGCCUGGUCUACCAGGAGUUCAAGGACCCCCAGGACUGAAGGGCAUACAGGGAGAGCCAGGGCCUCCAGGAGUGGGAGUCCAGGGGCCCCAGGGGGAGCCUGGAGCCCAGGGUUUGCCUGGCAUUCAGGGGCUUCUGGGACCUCGGGGGCCACGUGGCCCUGCUGGAGAGAAGGGUGCCAAGGGAUCUCCAGGGGUGAAAGGAGCCACUGGGCCUGUGGGACCUGCUGGUGCCAGUGUCUCUGGGCCUCCGGGGCCUGCUGGGCAGCAGGGACAGACUGGACUUCCAGGAGCCAGAGGGAUGCUGGGUGAAAAGGGAGCGCAGGGAGAAAAGGGUGAGCCAGGGGAGUGCUCCUGCCCCUCCCGAGGGGACCCCAUCUUCUCUGGCAUGCCGGGUGCUCCGGGACUUUGGAUGGGCAGCUCCUGGCAGCCGGGCCCGCAGGGUCCUCCGGGUGUUCCCGGACCACCAGGCCCCCCUGGAACACCUGGGCUUCAGGGAGCGCCUGGGAACAACGGUUUGCCAGGACAGCCUGGGCUGACUGCAGAGCUGGGAUCCUUGCCCAUUGAACAGCAUGUCCUUAAGAGCAUCUGCGGGGACUGUGUCCAGGGGCAGACGGCCCACCCGGCGGCCCUCCUGGAAAGUGGAGAGAAGGGAGACCAGGGCAACCCCGGCGUGCCAGGCCUUGACAGCUGCGCCCGGUGCUUCACGGAGCGGGAGCGGCCGAGGGCUGAGGAGGCCCGGGGAGACAACGGCGAGGGAGAUGCGGGCUGUGCAGGGAGCCCCGGCCUGCCCGGUGCUCCAGGACUGCCCGGCCAGAGAGGAGAAGAGGGUCCGCCCGGCAUGAGGGGCUCCCCGGGUCCUCCAGGCCCUAUUGGCCCCCCAGGUUUUCCUGGUGCUGUUGGCUCCCCCGGAUUGCCUGGUCUUCAAGGAGAGCGAGGCCUCAGGGGCCUGACGGGAGAGAAGGGGGAACCGGGUCCUCCAGGGCAACCUGGCUACCCAGGUGCCAUGGGCCCCCCAGGACUGCCUGGCAUCAAGGGGGAGCGCGGCUACGGGGGUUCCCCGGGAGAGAAGGGAGAAUCGGGCCCGCCAGGAUCUGAAGGCCUCCCAGGUCCCCCAGGCCCAGCAGGUCCCCGAGGAGAGCGAGGACCCCAAGGGAACUUGGGUGAGAAAGGUGACCAGGGAUUUCAAGGCCAGCCAGGCUUUCCAGGCCUACCGGGUCCCCCUGGAUUCCCAGGCAAAGCUGGAGCACCUGGCCCACCUGGCCCCCAAGCGGAGAAGGGCAGUGAAGGGAUUCGAGGUCCAUCAGGCCUGCCUGGUCCCCCUGGACCACCAGGAUCUCCCGGGAUUCAGGGCCCUGCCGGUCUGGAUGGUCUAGAUGGGAAGGACGGCAAGCCUGGCGUGAGGGGGGACCCUGGUCCUGCUGGCCCCCCCGGACUCAUGGGACCCCCGGGCUUCAAGGGAAAACCGGGCCAUCCCGGCCUCCCAGGACUGAAGGGUGACUGUGGAAAGCCUGGUCCCCCGGGCAGCAGUGGCCGCCCCGGAGCAGAGGGUGAGCCUGGUGCCAUGGGACCCCAGGGAAGACCCGGCCCCCCUGGCCACGUUGGGCCUCCGGGGUCUCCAGGCCAGCCAGGCCCAGCUGGAAUCUCUGCAGUGGGCCCGAAAGGAGACCGAGGAUCCACUGGAGAAAGGGGCCUUUCAGGUCUUCCGGGCCAGCCUGGUCCCCCUGGACACCCUGGCCCCCCGGGUGAACCUGGUGCAGAUGGUGAAGCUGGCAAAGAGGGACCCCCUGGAAAACAGGGAAUGUACGGACCCCCUGGUCCAAAGGGUGACCUGGGACCUUCAGGGCAGAAGGGCCAGGCAGGGGAGAAGGGAAGAGCUGGCAUGCCUGGUGGGCCUGGCAAGAGUGGCUCCAUGGGACCUUCUGGGCCGCCGGGUCCUGCAGGAGAGAGAGGCCACCCUGGAUCUCCGGGACCUGCGGGGAGCCCUGGUCUGCCCGGGGUGCCUGGCUCCAUGGGAGACAUGGUGAAUUAUGAUGAAAUCAAGAGGUUCAUCAGACAAGAGAUCAUUAAAAUGUUUGACGAGAGGAUGGCUUACUACACCUCCAGGAUGCAGUUUCCCAUGGAGAUGGCAGCAGCUCCGGGACGACCAGGGCCCCCAGGGAAGGAUGGUCCCCCGGGCCGGCCAGGUGCCCCGGGAUCACCUGGGCUCCCUGGUCAGAUUGGCAGAGAAGGUCGGCAGGGCUUGCCCGGGAUGAGAGGAUUGCCUGGUACCAAAGGUGAAAAGGGAGACACUGGUGUAGGCAUUGCAGGAGAAGUUGGUCUCCCCGGCCCCCCAGGUCCUCAAGGUCCUCCAGGAUAUGGCAAGAUGGGUGCAACUGGGCCGAUGGGCCAGCAAGGCAUUCCUGGCAUCCCUGGCGCCCCAGGCUCCAUGGGCCCACCGGGCAAGGCCGGCCACUGUAACCCCUCUGACUGCUUUGGGGCCAUGCCAAUGGAGCAAGAGUACCCACCCAUGAAAAACAUGAAGGGGCCUUUUGGCUGAAAUCACCAUUUCCAUCAGAUGAAGGACUCCAUUGGGAACAAAUGGCUAAAACUUAUAGGAUUCUGGAUGGGUUGUGAAUGUUUUGGGUUUUUAAUUGCUAUUAAUAUUUUUUUAUCAAUAAACAAAGAAACA